CUGGACGACCGCCCCUCGAUGAGCUCAGAGUUGCGCCGUGAUGUCAGCGGGGGCGUUGGCGUCGGUCGGUGCGCUUUUCCCGGAGCCACGCACGGAAACGUGCACCCACUUGGGGAUCUAGAGGCCUGUUUACACGCGCCACCCCUCGGCGGGCGGCGCUGCUCAGGCUCGUCCUUUCCCGCCCCUGGGACUCGGCUCUUACCCCACCUUGUAUUUGUGCAGCGCCCGUUGGCCUGGCCAGAGCAGAGAGGCUGGGUUUGUGAGGGCAGCCGCUCCGGAGUUCGAGCUGGGCUGAGAUUGCGGGCCGGCGAAGGCCGGCGGGGACGCGGUCGGGCUAUGCUGGGCAAGGAUUACAUGCUGGCCAUCAUUCUGGUCAACUGCGAUGAUGACUUGUGGGGGGACCAGAGUCUUGAGGGGGAGCCAGGACUGCCCCCUGGCUGGAGGAAGAUACGAGAUGCUGCAGGUACUUACUACUGGCAUGUACCCAGUGGCAGCACCCAGUGGCAGCGCCCAACCUGGGAGACAGGCGAUGCAGAGGAUCCAGGCACGAGGAUGGAGGGGAUUUGGGGACUUCGGCCCCCCAAGGGGAGAUCCUUCUCUAGCCUGGAGAGCUCACUGGACCGCAGGAACUCUCUGCCCUGGUAUGGUGAGGAGUCCUACAUCCAGAGUGUGGAGCCAGGGGCUAAGUGCUUUGCAGUCCGCUCCCUGGGUUGGGUAGAGGUACCCGAAGAGGAUCUGGUACCAGGGAAGAGCAGUAUUGCAGUCAAUAACUGCAUCCAGCAACUGGCCCAGACUCGCAGCCGUAGCCGCAGCCAGCCCCCAGAUGGUGCCUGGGGUGAGGGCCAGAACAUGCUGAUGAUCCUAAAGAAGGAUGCCAUGAGCCUGGUGAAUCCUCUGGACCACAGUCUAAUCCACUGCCAGCCUCUGGUGCACAUCCGUGUGUGGGGUGUGGGCAGCUCCAAGGGCCGGGACUUCGCUUUUGUGGCGGGUGACAAAGACAGCUGUAUGCUCAAGUGCCAUGUGUUUCGCUGUGAUGUCCCUGCCAAGGCCAUCGCCAGUGUCCUACAUGGGCUCUGUGCCCAGAUCUUGUCAGAGCGAGUAGGUGUCAGUGGUGAUUCCCCUUGCUCCUCCCUAGACCCCAUCUCCCCUGAAGACCUGCCACGGCAAGUGGAGCUGCUGGAUGCAGUGAGCCAGGCUGCUCAGAAGUACGAGGCACUGUACAUGGGGACCUUGCCAGUCAACAAAGCCAUGGGCAUGGACGUGCUGAAUGAGGCCAUUGGUAUCCUCACCACCCGGGGGGACCAGGAUACCUGGGUCCCUGCCAUGCUCAGUGUGUCUGACUCUCUAAUGACUGCACAUCCCAUUCAGGCAGAAGCUGGUGCAGAGGAGGAACCACUAUGGCAGUGCCCUGUGCGCCUUGUGACCUUUAUUGGUGUUGGCCGUGACCCUCACACCUUUGGCCUCAUUGCUGACCUGGGCCGUCAGAGCUUCCAGUGUGCAGCCUUCUGGUGCCAGCCCCAUGCAGGGGGACUCUCUGAAGCUGUGCAGGCUGCUUGCAUGGUUCAGUACCAGAAGUGUCUUGUGGCCUCUGCAGCUCGAGGCAAGGCCUGGGGUGCCCAGGCCCGUGCUCGCCUGCGGCUCAAGCGGACCAGCUCCGUGGACUUCCCAGGAGGUCCCCUCCCGCUCCCCCUGCUCAAAGGAGGGGUUGGGGGUGCAGGGGCAGCCCCUCGAAAGCGGGGUGUCUUCUCUUUUCUUGAUACCUUCCGUCUGAAACCCUCUCUGCUCCAUAUGCCCUAAGUUAAUCCAGGAGGACUGGGUAAGGAGGCUCUGGGUCCAUGCCCAACUCUAUACCCCUUCAUUCUCCAGGGGCCUGUAGCCUCUCACUCCUUGAAGCCUUCUCUGCCUGCCCCUCCGGCUCUUGCCUACCCUCUGUUUAUUGCCCGGUUUAUUAAAUAUUUAUAGGGAUGACUGAGAGGCCCUGCACCACAACCCAGGCCCCUGGCUGUCCUUUCCCUGGGUCCCUGUGUUCCUUGCCCCUGUCCAGCCCUGGACAGUUGGCUCUACCUCAGCAACACUUUAUAGCAAAAUCAGUACAAAUAAAAAUCCCUCAGUGACCUCA
Messenger RNA from Mirounga angustirostris (Northern elephant seal), 2119 nucleotides. RefSeq names its product amyloid beta precursor protein binding family B member 3 (gene APBB3). Gene Ontology annotation, molecular function: amyloid-beta binding; transcription factor binding. Gene Ontology annotation, cellular component: nucleus; cytoplasm. Gene Ontology annotation, biological process: regulation of DNA-templated transcription. The transcript is spliced from 12 exons. Lineage: Eukaryota; Metazoa; Chordata; Mammalia; Carnivora; Phocidae. The record is from RefSeq and is a predicted model, not a curated record. The coding region runs from base 19 to 1797 and encodes 592 amino acids.